CGGCCCCGGCGCAUGGAGGCGAUGCCCUGCCAGAACCAGCGCCUCGGCCCGCGGCCGCAGGAUGAGCCGCCGACAGCCGCCAGCACGGCCACGGCGAGCGGCGGAUCCCGGCUGAUCCGCUUCGCCGAGCCCAGCGAGGACAGCGGCUGUCCCAGCCCGGACAGCAGCAGCAGCAGCAGCAACGGGGUGGUGGCGGCGCCGGCGCCGGUGCCCGCCGGGGAGGACGGCGCGCUGGCCAUCGGGCCGCAGCUGAAGCUGCUGCCCAUGAACGACCAGCUGCGGGAGCUGCAGACCAUCAUCAGGGACAAGAAAUCCAGUAGAGGAGACUUCGUAUUUUCUGCUGAUCGUCUGAUCAGACUCGUGGUUGAAGAGGGAUUGAAUCAACUGCCCUACACAGAAUGUACUGUGACCACUCCAACAGGACACAAGUAUGAAGGAGUCCGGUUUGAAAAGGGAAACUGCGGGGUCAGCAUCAUGAGAAGUGGGGAGGCCAUGGAGCAGGGCCUGCGGGACUGCUGCAGAUCCAUCCGCAUCGGGAAAAUCCUGAUCCAGAGCGACGAGGAGACGCAGCGAGCCAAGGUGUACUACGCCAAGUUCCCCCCAGACAUCUACAGGAGGAAAGUGCUGCUCAUGUACCCGAUCCUGAGUACUGGGAACACGGUGAUCGAGGCUGUCAAAGUGCUGGUGGAACACGGGGUCCAGCCCAGCGUCAUCAUCCUGCUCAGCCUCUUCUCCACCCCUCAUGGUGCCAAAUCCAUCAUCCAGGAAUUCCCAGAAAUCACCAUUUUAACUACAGAAGUGCAUCCUGUUGCACCAACACACUUUGGACAGAAGUACUUUGGGACAGACUGACAGUCUUGGAACAACUGGAUACGACUCUAUGGCAUUACAAGAGGUUUUUUUACAUUUUAUUACUGUUGAGUUGGUCGAGGGCAUGUUUAAAAACCUUUUUGGCCAACUAACUUAGGGUAGUGCUGGCCUGAACAGGGAUCAGGUACAAUGACAAAGCACUCUGGUUACACGGUCAAGCAUCUCCAUGUUGGGGCUCUCUAAUUGCCACACUCUGCUUUAACCUAUUUAUUCUUCUCCAGCCUGUCCGUGGCCACCUGCAAGAGCAAAAUAAACCCAACUAAACCCCAA
Molecule: messenger RNA, 1140 nt
Organism: Sturnus vulgaris (Common starling)
Lineage: Eukaryota; Metazoa; Chordata; Aves; Passeriformes; Sturnidae
Gene: UPRT
Product: uracil phosphoribosyltransferase homolog
Source: RefSeq, a predicted model, not a curated record